AUGGCUGAGAUCCGCGACAAGCAUGGCAACACGAUCCAUCGAGGUGAUCACGUCUACACGAAGAUACGCGGGGGCCGGCAUGAAGGAGAGGUCGAGAAAAUAGUGAUGACUCAAGCCGAAGCAGAAGAAGAGGACGUCAAAAAUCCGCCCAAGGUCCUCUUCCAUGACCAACGCGGGAAAAGGGUUGCUCACAAUCCAGAGACGCUUGAGAAAGGUCGAUAUCACGGUGCUAAGAAGGCAAAGGCCUGCGGCAUGAGCGAUUUGGGGCAUAUUGUGGCGGGCAGUGUCACCAUUAGCUCAUAUCCCACAGAAUCUGCCGAUACUUGGAUCCAUAUGGCCAGUUGUGGGAGCCUCACAUCAAUUAUGGAAGAAAGCCUUAGCGCAACUGAUCUUGACAAGCCACUGACUAAUCCUGUCUGGGGCGGUCUUAAUCCAGUGCGCUUCUGGAAGGCUAUCAACAGCGCUCUUCCUGUUCCUUUGAAAAAGAACUCUGUGACUGGGUGGCAAGAUAAGAUGCAGGCACGACUAGUUGAACUUGGACAGAAACAUCCGAUGUUCGCUGUCCAGGGCUACCUUGAUGAUGACGACGAAGCCAUUCUUAGUGGUGAACGAACAGAUGCCACCGCAGACCUCCGCAGCAACCGGAUGAAUGAGGUUGAAGUAGCCGUUGUGUCCAAUGUCAAGUAUCUACUAGAUGUUGAUUACUUUUCUCAAGACGGGCCAUCCGAGGGCAGGCAAACGGAGAGAAGCCUUACUAGCAAUGAAAGUGUAUAA
Messenger RNA from Talaromyces atroroseus, 774 nucleotides. RefSeq lists its product as hypothetical. Bases 1 to 774 code for a protein of 257 amino acids. NCBI's taxonomy places the organism in Eukaryota, Fungi, Ascomycota, Eurotiomycetes, Eurotiales, Trichocomaceae. The transcript is spliced from 5 exons. The record is from RefSeq and is a predicted model, not a curated record.